Molecule: messenger RNA, 2913 nt
Organism: Drosophila mojavensis
Lineage: Eukaryota; Metazoa; Arthropoda; Insecta; Diptera; Drosophilidae
Product: beta-galactosidase
Exons: 5
Coding region: 205-2130 (641 amino acids)
Biological process (GO): carbohydrate metabolic process
Cellular component (GO): vacuole
Molecular function (GO): beta-galactosidase activity
Source: RefSeq, a predicted model, not a curated record
UCGUUCAGUUUGAGUUUAGCUUUCAAGCGGAGCGCACGGCUCGGUUAGACAGUGACUAAAUAUAUGUGUGUAAAAGAGAUCUACAUAAAUCUGUUCUGCGAUAUACAUACAUAUAUAUUAAACUACGAGCAGUGUGUAUCCUAGAAGAGAUCAACUUAAAAGUGAGACGGUAGUCUAUUUAGAACCAGCCGUUGCGUAGCAAUAAUGAAUUUCUCCUAUGGCUGCUUGACGUUGCUGUCAUUGGUUUUCAUCGCUGAUCUGGGCAGCGGCAGUCGCUCGUUUACAGUGGACUAUGAAAAUGAUAGAUUUCUGAAGGAUGGGCGACCCUUUCAUUUCAUUGCUGGAUCCUUUCACUACUUUCGAGCACACCCCGACACCUGGUCACGCCACUUGAGAACUAUGCGUGCGGCGGGUCUGAAUGCGGUUACUACUUACGUGGAAUGGUCGUUGCACAAUCCGCGCGAUGGCGUCUACGUCUGGACGGGCAUUGCGGAUCUGGAGCGCUUUAUACGUUUGGCUGUGGACGAGGAUCUGCUGGUGAUACUUCGCCCCGGACCCUACAUCUGUGCCGAGCGCGACAUGGGCGGCUUUCCCUACUGGCUGCUCAACAAGUUCCCCGGCAUUCAGCUUCGCACAGCUGAUAUCAAUUACUUGAGCGAGGUGCGCAUAUGGUACAGUCAGCUAAUGGCACGCAUAGGCCCCUAUCUGUACGGCAACGGCGGACCCAUUAUCAUGGUGCAGGUGGAGAACGAGUACGGCUCGUACUUUGCCUGCGAUGCCAACUAUCGCAACUGGCUGCGCGAUGAGACACAGAACCACGUUAAAGACAGCGCCGUGCUAUUCACCAACGACGGACCCGGGGUUCUGCGCUGUGGCAAAAUACAGGGAGUUUUGGCCACAAUGGACUUUGGAGCCACGUCGAACCUGAAAGACGUCUGGGCCAAGCUGCGACAGUACCAGCCCAAGGGUCCGCUAGUAAAUGCCGAGUACUAUCCCGGCUGGCUGACCCACUGGACAGAACCAAUGGCCAAUGUGAGCACCUCAGCAAUCACUGGAACUUUCAUAGACAUGCUUGAUAGCGGAGCCAGCGUCAAUUUCUACAUGUUUUAUGGUGGAACCAACUUUGGAUUCACGGCAGGCGCCAACGACAAUGGACCGGGUAACUACAUAGCCGACAUCACCAGCUAUGACUACGAUGCGCCGAUGACGGAGGCUGGCGACCCCACGCCCAAGUACAUGGCCUUACGUCAAAUUAUCGGCAGGUACUUGCCGCUGCCGGAUAUGCCAGUGCCCACGCCGGUGCCGAAGCGGGCGUACGGGACGGUCCGGCUGCUCAGCUGCUGCACGCUGUUCUCCGACGAGGGUCGGGAGAAGCUGAGCACGGGCGUUGUGCGGUCGGCGAAGCCGAAAACCUUUGAGGCCCUGAACCAAUACUCCGGCCUGGUGCUGUAUGAGAGCUGGCUGCCGUCGCAGUUUAAACGGGAUCCGAGUAUUCUGCACGUUCGUGGCUUGGCGGAUCGGGGCUAUGUCUAUGUGGAUAAUGAAAUUGUCGGAAUACUGGCACGGGAAGCACCUAUCUUCGAUCUGCCACUGAGUCCCAGCAUGGGCAGAAAAUUGCAGAUUCUGGUUGAGAAUCAGGGACGGCUCAACUUCGGUAGACAGCUGAACGAUUUCAAGGGCCUAACCAAGGACGUGCGCCUGGACAAACAGAUCCUAAUCAACUGGAAUAUGACCAAGUAUCCCCUGGAGUCCUACGAAGACUUGGAGACGCUCGUUGUCCAGUCCACCGCAGCGGCGCAAGCUGGUUUCAAAGAGAUCAAGCAACUGAAAACGAUUCUACGCAACGGCCCGGCUAUCUAUUACGGUACAUUGACCAUCAACAGCGCCGACGAUCUGGCGGACACAUACCUAGACAUGUCCGGCUGGGGCAAAGGUAUUGUCUUCGUGAACGGCGAAAAUCUGGGUCGCUACUGGCCACUGGUGGGCCCACAGAUAACCCUAUAUGUGCCUGCCCCGGUGCUGAGGGUGGGCAGCAACCGUUUGAUUCUAGUGGAAUACCAACAGGCACCGACGGUUAUGGAAGUGCAGUUCCGAAAUACGCCCAUCCUGAACAGCAGAAGGUCGAAUUAGCUUAGGUACUAGUACUACAACACCAUAUAUCAUGUAAAUCGUUUUAAAUUAAGUUUUGUUUUGUAAGGCAUUAAAAUCUGGUAAUGGCUCGCUCCUUUAUCCUUUUGUAAGCCUGCCGCAAAAAGACUCAUUACCGAAGCAUCAUCAACACGACAAAAACAGUUAAGGGAAGCACGCAUGUGACCUUUGUAUGUAUGUCACCUUUCCAAAUUAAUCCCAAAUGAUUGAAGUCCCCGACAGCACAGAAGCUGCUAAACUGUCAUCAGUAAAAGUUCAAAUUUACGUCAUGCCUCGCUGGGUUCAGCGCUCAAGCUAAGAUAUGUGGAUACACGAUUGAAAUAUAUACACAUAUAGAUGAGAAAUGGAAGCUUGCUUUUCUUAAAAUUAUCCCAAAGCCUUAGAUUCAAUAUUUAAAAUGAAAGGCCUAAUGAAGCGAGCUAUUUUUGUGAGUCCUUUAACUUUUCCCUUUAGUUAGGGCAAUAUAAAAUAUCUGGAAUGCAUUUAUUGAACAAAAUGAAUAUUUAAAGGAGUUUAGAUUAUAUGGUUGAAUUAGCUUGAAAACAACGCUAUUUUCGGUAUGCCUAAAAAAAACUUAUUCCAGAAAGUUAAUUGGAAUUUUUAUAGAUUAUAGAAUUUUUUAACUAUUUAAAUGUCUUGGGUAAUUGUUGUGAAAGUAGUUAAAUUUAUUCAAAUGCUUAAUUGAUAAUUAUUGAUGAAGGUCAGAGAUAAGAUUUUAUAAUAAAAGAAGAAUAAAAUAAAUACUGUUAAGAUACAAAACUUGAA